Molecule: messenger RNA, 156 nt
Organism: Anisakis simplex (herring worm)
Lineage: Eukaryota; Metazoa; Nematoda; Chromadorea; Rhabditida; Anisakidae
Source: the annotation of a GenBank genome assembly
ACGAGAAUUCUCAUUUUCUUGCAGGAUGGUCUACUUGACGAUGAAGUUGUGCCGGUUGAGAUACCGCAGAAGAAUGGACCUCCACGGAUAUUCCGUGAAGAUGAAGAACUGAAACGACUGAAUGAAGCAAAGGCUCGGCAAAUUCAAAAUUUUUAA